Culex pipiens pallens (northern house mosquito) is the source of this 5301-nucleotide messenger RNA. RefSeq lists its product as uncharacterized. The record is from RefSeq and is a predicted model, not a curated record. Gene Ontology annotation, molecular function: zinc ion binding; nucleic acid binding. The transcript has a single exon. Gene Ontology annotation, biological process: DNA integration. NCBI's taxonomy places the organism in Eukaryota, Metazoa, Arthropoda, Insecta, Diptera, Culicidae. Bases 1 to 5301 code for a protein of 1766 amino acids.
AUGCCUCCGAAAGUGAAAGCGGACAGCGCGAAGACACCGUCGCUGAAACGGCUCAAGGCUCAGUUGAAGGACACUCAAUCAACUCUUGGCGACAUUGAGACGUUCAUCAAGGACUUCAAGGACACCGCUACGGCCAGCGAUGUCAGCGUUCGGUUGGAAAUUAUCAAUGACAUCUAUGAGACUUUUUGCGAAACCCUCAUUGAUAUCACUUCUCACGACGAGUUCUUUGAAGCGGAGGAUUUUUACGAAUCUGCCCGGAUGGCUUUCAACUUGAGCUACAUGGAGGCCAAAUCGUUUCUUUUGGAGAGGCUCAGGGAGCGCGAAGACCACACGUCGGAUCAGCCUAACGUUACGCUAGGUUGCGAGAACUUGAACCAUGUGCAGUUACCUCAGAUCCAACUGCGGACAUUCACCGGAGAUGACGACGAUUGGGUUAGCUUCCGGGAUUUGUUUACGUCGCUCAUCCACUGGCGGAACGACCUGUCCGGUGUGGAAAAGCUACAGUACCUGAGAGGUUGUUUGUUUGGCAAACCUGCGACGAUGGUAGACAAGUACAAGAUGAGCAACGCGGACUACCAGUUAGCUUGGGAAGAUUUGCUGAACUAUUACAACAACAGCAAGCAAAUGAAGAAGCGUCAAAUUCAGCAUCUUUUCGAACUGCCAGCCAUGUCCAAAGAAUCUUCUGAGGAGUUGCGUGAUCUCAUCCAAGGAUUUGAGAAGGUUGUCCAAUCCUUGGACCAGAUUGUACAACCAGGCGACUACAAGGACUUGCUUCUGGUGCACAUGCUGACGGAUCGUCUUGACCCGGUAUCACGGCGAGGCUGGGAGGAGCACUCGUCUACCAAGGAUCAGGACACGGUUAAGGACAUGCUGGAGUUCUUGCAGCGGCGUAGUCGUGUGCUCGAGUCGUUGCCUCCGAAGACGACUAACGCAAAGAGUACAUCACAGCAACCACAACAACAACCGAAGUCGAAACCGUCGGUGGUCAGGACUAACUACAGCACGGCUCAAGCGUCAGGAGAACGCUGCCCAGCGUGCACGGGAACCCAUCUUCUUCACAGAUGCUCGGUGUUUCAGAGGAUGACGGUUUCGGACAGGGAGUCUCUGCUGCGCACGCAUUCGCUGUGUCGCAAUUGUCUCAAACCUGGACAUCUUGCGAGAGGUUGCCAGUCGAAGUACUCUUGCCAGAACUGUAAAGCGCGACACCACACACUUCUCUGUUUCCGCCCUCGGAAGGAUCAGGUGAAGGUCGCAUCAACUACCAGACGGGAGAAUGCUUCCAGGGAAGAACCUCAAGGUACAGCAGGUUCGAACUCAUCUCAGGUCAAGGACGCAUCUGAGACAGUAGUCGCAAGCGCUGCUCAACGUUUCGCAACACAUGUUUUGCUGGCAACAGCUGUCGUCGUUGUUGAGGAUGACAACGGAAAUCGGCUUCCAGCGCGGGCUCUGCUCGACUCGGGUUCGGAGAGCAACUUUAUGUCGGAACGAUUAAGCCAGCGACUACGGGUCAAAAGGAACAAGGUGGACAUCUCGGUGUCCGGGAUUGGACAAGCAGUCUCAAGAGUAAAGCAGCAGAUUCAAGCCACGGUUUGCUCACGGAUCUCAGAUUUCUCUCGAGCAAUGCGAUUUCUAGUUCUCCCAAAGGUUACGGUCAAUUUACCAACGUCGGCCAUAAACACCACUGGUUGGACCAUACCAGAUGGCGUCGUACUGGCGGAUCCGACGUUUUCGAUGUCCAACGGUGUGGACAUGGUACUUGGGAUCGAGCAUUUCUUUGACUUCUUCGCAAGCGGUCAGAAAAUCUCACUGGGAGAACAGCUGCCAGCCCUGAACGAGUCGGUUUUCGGAUGGGUGGUAUGCGGCGGUUGUGCAGACUCACGGGAGUCUCCGCGGAUUAACUGCAACGUGUCGGCAUUGGAAAAGCUGGAUGCUUUGGUGGCUCGAUUUUGGUCCUGUGAGGAGGUCGAGUCAGCAGCCGGUAACUACUCGCCAGAGGAAGCACGCUGCGAAGCUCUGUACGCACAGUCGGUUCAACGCGGUACAGACGGACGGUAUUCGGUUGCUCUACCGAAAGCUGAAGACGCUCUGUCACGGUUAGGCGAGUCCAAGGACAUCGCCGUAAGACGUCUUCACGGCACGGAACGGAGACUGGCCAGGGACGAUCAUCUCCGAGAACAAUACGUCGCUUUUAUGCACGAAUAUGAGCAGUUAGGACACAUGACGAAGGUCACGGACACGGGCUCCGCCAAACGGUGCUACCUGCCCCAUCACCCAGUGGUCAGGGAGGCUAGCACAACCACCAAGGUACGCGUGGUGUUCGACGCGAGCUGUAAGACUUCUUCUGGUGUGUCGCUCAAUGAGGUUCUGCUGUGUGGACCAGUAAUCCAGCAGGACUUGAGGUCGAUAAUCUACCGUUGUCGCGUGAAGCAGAUCAUGUUGGUUGCGGACGUCGAAAAGAUGUUCCGGCAGAUCGGAAUCUGUCCGGAGGACCGUUUGUUGCAAUGCGUUCUAUGGCGUCCAACACCCACCGAGGCGAUCUCCACGUACGAACUCAACACCGUUACGUACGGUACGAAGCCAGCUCCGUUUUUGGCAACACGGACGUUGAAACAGCUGGCCAUGGACGAAAAGGAACGGUUUCCGCUCGCAGCCAAGGUCGCCUGCGAAGACAUCUACAUGGACGAUGUGAUCACCGGUACCAACGACUUGGACUCGGCGAUCGACCUGCGAAACCAGCUGGACAAGAUGACGGUCAGUUGUGGUUUCCGUCUACGGAAAUGGGCAUGCAAUCGUGCUGAAGUUCUGUAUGGUGUGGAGGAGGAUAACUUGGCGAUUCCCUGCGCCGAUGGUAUCAACCUGGAUCGAGAUCCUUCGGUGAAGACGCUCGGGUUGACAUGGUUCCCAUCUACGGACGAAUUCAUGCUCAAGUUCACCAUCCCAGAGACGGGCCCUGAUGAACCACUCACCAAGCGGAACGUUCUUUCCAAAAUUGCGUCGAUUUUCGAUCCCCACGGUUGGUUUGGCGCAACGGUUACAACGGCAAAGGUGUUCAUGCAGCAGUUGUGGACGCCGGGCAUCGAUGGCAAGCGUCUGGAAUGGGAUCAGCCAUUGCCUUCGAUGAUGGGUGAGAACUGGCGGAAAUUCGAGGAGCAAUUACCGGUUCUCAGUUCGGUUCGGUUUGCGAGAUGUGUCGUCAUCCCUAACGCAACGUCGGUUCAGCUGCAUUGCUUCUCAGACGCGUCCACCAAGGCCUACGGUGGUUGUGUUUACGUUCGUAGCGAGAACGCAAAGGGAGAAGUUAUGGUUCGUCUGCUGGCCUCAAAGUCGCGGGUUGCCCCGCUCAAGGUUCAGACGAUUCCGAGACUGGAGCUCUGCGGAGCGGUCUUGGUGGCGCAGCUGUUCAAGGUUCUACGAGAAGCGCUCGACAUUCCAGUGGACGCAUAUUUCUGGACGGACUCCACGUGCGUACUCUGCUGGCUUGGAUCUAUCCCGACCACGUGGAACGUGUUCGUUGCAAACAGGGUGUCGAAAAUUCAAAACAUCACGGAAGGAUUUCGUUGGCAACACGUCCCAGGACUUCAAAACCCUGCUGAUCUUAUUUCCAGAGGAAUCUCUCCACAGGACAUCGUGGACAACGAGUUCUGGUGGUUUGGACCGGAUUGGCUGCGUUUGAGCCCAGAGCACUGGCCGAAUGCAGAAUCUACAGCUGAAGAUGAGAAUGCGGAAACGGAAAGACGUCGAUCGGUGACAGCAAACACUGGGUCGGUGGUACAGGAGUUCAACGAUCUUUAUUUUUCGAAAUUCUCUUCGUACCCGAAGCUGAUCCGUCAAACAGCCGUUUGGUUGCGGCUCAUGAAACUUCUCCGCACUCCCAGCUCGGACCGUACAUCCGGAUUUCUCACCACGGCGGAACUGAAGGAGGCAGAGAACGUGCUGAUUCGUCGGGUUCAGAUGGAAUCGUUCGCUGAUGAAAUUAAGGCACUAUCUGCAAGAAAAACGGUUGCUGUUAAAUCACCUCUUCGUUGGUACAACCCUUACCUAGACCAGGACAACAUUAUUCGAGUGGGUGGGCGGUUGCAACACUCUGACGAGCCCGAGGACGCCAAGCACCCUGCUGUUCUGCCUGCGCGCCAUCGCUUCACACGGUUGAUUUUGCAUUAUUAUCAUCUCGGGCUGCUGCACGCUGGACCACAGCUGCUGUUGGGAACAGUUCGGCUUCGAUUCUGGCCUUUGGGAGGACGGAGCGUGGCACGCACGAUCGUGCAUCAGUGCAAAACAUGCUUCAAAGCCAAACCUACGCCGGUGCGACAAUUCAUGGGCGAUCUGCCAGCGGUACGCGUCACGGUUGCGCGUCCGUUCUCGAAAACUGGCGUUGAUUACUUUGGCCCAGUGUUCGUUCGCCCAGGACCUCGGCGAACGGCGAUCAAGGCGUACGUGUGCCUGUUCGUGUGCCUGUGCACCAAGGCUGUGCACCUCGAACUCGUGUCGGACCUCUCCACGGAACGCUUUCUGCAGGCUUUGCAUCGGUUCACCUCGCGCAGAGGACCUGUCGCCGAGAUCUGGUCUGACAAUGGGACCAACUUUGUCGGAGCUCGGAACAGACUGCACGAGUUGUUUACACUGCUGCGGGACAAGCAACACCAGGAGAAGGUCUUCAGGGAUUGCGCCAACAACGAGAUUCGCUGGUCGUUCAGCCCACCAAGCGGUCCACAUUUCGGUGGUUUAUGGGAGGCGGCCGUACGCUCAGCCAAGCACCACAUUCUGCGUGUCAUUGGAGACGAACCUAUCUCGAUCGAGGACAUGAACACGCUGCUCGUCCAAGUAGAAGGCUGCUUGAACUCGAGACCCAUCACGCCAAUGUCGGACGACCCCAAUGAUCUCGAGCCGCUCACACCUGCGCAUUUUCUCGUUGGAUCAUCGUUGAAGGCUCUACCGGACCGAGACUACACGGAAAUACCUGCAAACCGUCUCAACCAUUAUCAACUGAUCCAGCAGAAGCAACAACUUUUUUGGUAUCGUUGGAAGAGGGAAUACCUGAGUCAACUGCAAGCUCGCACGAAACGUUGGCGGUCACCUGUGCAGAUAGAAGUCGGCAAGCUGGUCGUAAUCGUCGACGACAAUCUGCCGCCCACGCGCUGGAAGCUAGCGAGGAUCAGCGAAGUCCAUCCAGGUGCCGACGGUGUCGUACGUGUUGUCACCCUCAAGACUGCGACGAAGCUGAUCAAAAGGCCGGUCGAGAAGAUUUGUUUACUUCCACUGGACGAAGAGGAGCACAAUGCCAACAAACCAAGUGAACAAUAG